This is a messenger RNA of Mugil cephalus (flathead mullet), 1587 nucleotides long. It is a transcript of the gene dusp23b, whose product is annotated as dual specificity phosphatase 23b. Gene Ontology annotation, molecular function: protein tyrosine/serine/threonine phosphatase activity. Gene Ontology annotation, biological process: cilium assembly; protein dephosphorylation. The record is from RefSeq and is a predicted model, not a curated record. The transcript has 3 exons. NCBI's taxonomy places the organism in Eukaryota, Metazoa, Chordata, Actinopteri, Mugiliformes, Mugilidae. The coding region runs from base 288 to 743 and encodes 151 amino acids.
CGUCGACGAAUGACGCUUUUAUUUUGAAGGGCUGUUUUUGCACGCGAUUACCGUAAUGCUUCAAAUAAGGGCAAAGUGCAGAAAAAAAACGUGAGCAGCUGGCUCGACUGUGCUCUCCGUAGUGGCUGCCGGCUUUAACGCAGUCUUAAACCCGAUAACCUCGGUUAUAUAAGGCGAUGUGCCCCGUUUUACAGUAGUAGUUUGUACCUAAAGGGGAGAGAAAGUGACUGCUAGGUAGCUUGAUAACGGACCGUCACUUCCUACCCAAGGAAAAACUUUUAGCUGUCAUGUCCUCCAGCGCUCCACACAACUUCUCCUGGGUGGAUCCAGGUAAGGUGGCCGGACUGGCCAUGCCCAGGAUGACCUGCGAGUACCAGUACCUGCUGGACAACGGCAUCAAGCACCUGGUGUGCCUGUGUGAGAGGAAACCGCCCUACCACGACACCUGCCCGGAGCUGCAGCUUCACCACAUCAAGAUAGCCGACUUCACUCCUCCGACACCGACUCAGAUCGACAGGUUCCUCUCCAUCGUGGAGGAGGCCAACUCUAAGGGGGAGGGCGCGGCGGUUCACUGCAUGCACGGCCACGGGAGGACGGGCACCAUGCUCGCCUGCUACCUGGUGAAGACCAGGAAGAUGUCGGGGAUCGACGCCAUCAACGAGAUCCGCAGGCUUCGACGAGGUUCGAUUGAGACUCAGGAGCAGGAGAAAGCUGUGGUGCAGUUUUAUCAGCGCACUAAGUAGCUUUAACAGAGGGGAUUAACAUCGCGGAGGCAGAUGCAGCAAGUUGUGGAGUUUACAAUUCAUUUAAACAUAUAAAAAGUGCCUCGGCUAGGAAAAUAUUUUAUUAUUCGUGAGAAGGAAAAUACAAGAAGUUUAAACACAAAAAAACAUGUUUGUCCUGGACGACAAAAAUAAUAAGCCGAAGUGAAAUUACCACAGCAUCACCUGUUUAACUAACAAUUCUACAGCAGUUUCAUACACACUGCCAUUAACGUAGUGCUGUACAUUUUGUAUAACAGUGUUGGCAAGUUAUAACAUUUCCUUUUUUUUCUUUUUGACGCUUUGAGCUUCGUUCAUGCACUGGACGCCAGGGAAAAGAGACGCUGACGCUCCUUGAAAGUGAGCUUCUCAGGAGCCGACAGCCUCCUCGUUUUCUCUCGCUGGUUCCUGCAAAUAUAAAACCACGACAGCAGUGGAAAUACUUGAAUAGCAUUACUUAUGGGGAACCAAAAACAACUGUGCUGUUUUAAAAAAACUGAUUUUUUUUUUUUGGGGUGUGGUUCUGUACGUUUCUUUUACUCAGGGAUACGCUUGCAAACAGAGCGCGUGCGAAAGGCCAUAAUUGCUUUCUUGCUGUGCGUGGCUGUGUCAUCGCGAGUGGAAGCGCUGCACAAAGAGCUGCCCAUUAAAGUGGAUUACAUUUCAAUCUCCAUACGCCAAGAACUGUACACUCACUGUUCCGAUGCCACGUUGUGACCGUCGUGACUCAGCCCGCUCCGUCUUCCAGCUGCCAAGAAUAAGGACGUUUGAAAUGAAAUGACGAAAACGCAAACUGUGUUAAAUAAAUGAAAGUGACGGCAAAACA